This is a messenger RNA of Brenthis ino (lesser marbled fritillary), 948 nucleotides long. Lineage: Eukaryota; Metazoa; Arthropoda; Insecta; Lepidoptera; Nymphalidae. The record is from the annotation of a GenBank genome assembly.
AUGCACAAGCUUACCAAAGAUAAAAAAAUUAUACGAAGAAAAUUAAAAAGAACUCAAAAAAGUGCAAUUGAAAAAGGCAUAGAUGGAACUUUAAUUAGACAUUUUUAUUAUGUCAGUAAUAUCAAAGAAAAAUCAUUAAUUUUAGGAUUAAAUGCCGCAAUAAUAUCAGUAGGAGCAGCAUUAAUAUUGGUAGCGAUAACUAGUUUAGCAGUGGAAUAUUUAUUAAGUGCGAGAUGUCUGUUACCUAUUAAUCACUUGGUGUGGGAAGCGACGCGGCCUCUCGCCGAUUGUAACUAUUGUGCGAAUGUUACGAAACCUAUUAUACUGCAGAAUAUCACACGCCAAAAUUUUAGGAAAUAUGCAUAUUCUUCAAAGCCAAUCAUAGCUAAAGAUGCUAUUAAACAUUGGAGAGCAAUAAAUGACUUCAACUUUUACAUGUUUAAAAGACUAUAUGAAGAAACAGCUGGUAGCUAUGAGAGUUUGGAGGAAGGCUGCCAAUUCCUUAACUUUAAAACAGAUCUUUUUUCAUUAAAGGAUGUAUUUGAAAUGCCUGAUAUUAGAGUAAGAAAUGGCCCAGGGCAGGAGCCCUGGUAUGUGGGAUGGGGGAACUGUCAUCCUAAUAUUCUGGAAAAGGUUAGAAAGUUCUACAAUAUACCUGAAUUUCUUCCAGAAGAUGCUGAAUUCCCAGCCACAGAAAAUAUAUUCUUUGGAUAUGAAAUAGGAGCUGUUAUGCAUUUGGAUUACAUACCAAGGUUAAUGUGGCAAGGACAAGUUAAAGGUAAUAAAACAUGGACUGUAGUACCUGUUCCUGAAUGUGAAGAUGUGUGCCAGAAGUUCCAAUAUUAUGUAGAGCCAGGAGAUGUGGUGUUAUUGGAUACUCGUCUUUGGUACCAUGCAACAAGUAUUCCUAAAGGGCAGUUCUCCUUGACAGUGCAGUCUGAAUAUGGU